CUGCUGUACAGUACAUGUAAUGCUGUGUGCCGGCAAGAAAUUAAUCAUGGGGAAGAUCCAGCCCAACUCGCACCAGCACUAUGUUCUCCAGGGCAUAUCCCGGCCGCCGGAGCGCACAGGAAAGGUCAGAGGAGUGGGACAGUUCCCUGAUGAUCUCGAGCGCGAUAGAAUCCUGUGUGGCGAGGGAGGCCUCAGGGACGGAGCAUGCCACGUUUUAGACGGGCCGAGCAGUGGGAAGUCAGGCCCUCGUCUGCUCUGCGGGGGAUCAGACGCAGCCGGGCUGUCAUGUGGCAGCGGAUGCAGAGACUGUCCCGGGCUUGCCGCCGCGGGGCGGGAUGCACGGUGAACUACAAUGAUCCCGACCGCGAGGAGCAGGACAUGGUGUGCCUUGAGCCCAUGGGAUCAGAGCCGAUGGAGAUGCGAAAGAGGCAGAUGCCGGUGCAGCAGGAGUCGGCAGCGGGGGGAACUGCAUCGGUCCAGCAGGGCCAGCCAGGCCAGGCCAACCCGCGGGGGUCCAAUGCGUGCUGCUUCUGCUGGUGCUGCUGCUGUAGCUGCUCCUGGAACGAGGACAGAGAUGAUCGGAACCGAAAGACAUCCUACGACGUCAAAGAAGGGAGUGCGGACUGUGAAGACUGCCCCAAGCCCACGCUGGAGGAGGUGUGCUCGUGGGGCCAGUCCUUCGACAAGCUGAUGUGCUGCCCUGCCGGGAGGAACUCCUUCCGGCAGUUCCUGCGCACUGAGUUCAGUGAAGAGAACAUGCUCUUCUGGCUGGCGUGCGAGGAGUUUGGCAAGGAGAGCAACAAGAGCGCCAUUGAGGAGAAGGCCCGCGUCAUCUAUGAAGACUACAUCUCCAUCCUCUCCCCGAAAGAGGUGAGCCUGGACUCCCGCGUACGCGAGUCCAUCAACCGGAACAUCCAGGAGCCCACCUUGCACACGUUUGACGACGCCCAGCUGCAGAUCUACACCCUCAUGCAAAGAGACUCGUACCCGCGCUACAUGAACUCCCCCGCCUACAAAAACCUGCUCAACGCUCUGUCUGAGCAGUCACCCGAGUCUUAAGACACCCCCCCCCUUCCCGCUCCUCCCUCGUUUCCUUUUUUUAAGGGAAAUUAGGGGGCGUCCUAUUUCCUUUCCUUGCUUUGUGUGUCCAUUGCAGGAUUACACGAACCCCAGGAAUCUCAGCGCUAUUGUGAUCCGCACCUGACCGCCGACACUCAGGUCUCAGCAUCUCGCGAGGGCUCGACAUCGCAAGUACUGCUACACGUACUACACAGCAAAACAGUCCAAAGGACUUGUAUUGUUCCUCUUUUCUUUUUGUAGAAAUAUUCUACUUCAUUUGAGGGUUUUUUAUGGUCUGUUGUUAUCAUUUUUUGUGUGGGUGGGGUAAACGAUUCCUACUUUAGACUACAUAUACAGUAUAUUUAGGAGUUUGUAAAUAGUACAAAUGGAAUUGUGGGUAUUUUACGUGGAGACGCCUCGUUCUAUUUCACUGCGUAUGAAAAUCAAAGCUCAAGGCAAAUGCUACAUGUUAGCUCGACUUGCAGGCAGCUUUGUGGGGGUGUGCGGCACCCUUUGUAGUUGUUUUUAUUUAUUUUUAAAACAGAACCUCACUCGGGUACCUGGUGACUUGGCAACUCCAGAUCAUUGAUGGAACUUCAAAUGUUACAAAAUCAAAGUCAAUAGGAACUCUGAAACUACUAAUAAUUUCAAAACAAAAAACUAAGAAAAUGGAAGCCGCCAAUCAGAAAGUAACAGUUCUUGAUGCAGGUGGCGAUCCGAUGGGACUUAAGUGUUGGACGGUGUCCUGCAGAACCCUAACCCACUCUCCGGUGCUGCCUAUUUGGCCACUUGACAGUCAACAGAGUGGUGUUGGGGCAGGCCUCCCGAUACCCAAUGCUCGGAGAUGUUGUUCAUGCCGUUCACUGGAUUAACAAUGCUGGCCUUUUUUGGGCCUCCAACACCAAUCCUCAAAUUAAGUAUUGAUCUACAUGUGCAAUGAACCAACUCAUUAUCUCAACAACCCGAGCAGUAAGUUAAUCAUAAAUCCACAAGGUAUAAAUACAACCCUACUACAAGUACAAAUAUACACACAUUUCUACUCAAAGUUUAUAUUGACUGUCAGUAUAUAUUAAUUACAUUUUUCUAGACUACAAUAUAGAAAUUCACAUUUCCAGUGUUUAUUUAUUCAAUUAAAUUAUUCUAUUUAUGCAUCUUAUUAUCAGUACUAUUAAUAUUAUGUAUCUUACAUAUGUUUUUCCAUAUAUUUAUGUAACUUUGCAAAGGAACGCCGAUUCUCUUAGAUAUGUUGGUGACAGGUAUCACCGGAAAUAAGACUGUCCUUUAGUUUAUUUAAAGUUUUGGUGGCUAUUAAUUGAUAUUAAGUUAAUAAACGGAGAGUUGGAUGGGAGGGACGUCACUGCCAACAAACUGGUUAGCUUAGUUGAGUUUAGCACACCACAUAAAGAAAGAAACAAAACAAGCAGUUUAAUUUUGUUCUAACUGCAAGUAGAAAAUACAAUGUUAGCCUAACUGGGAGUUAAUUGGCAAGCUAGUUGCCAGAAAACGGUUCGAGGUUAAUAGUCAUUCAUUCAGCUGGAGCCUAUCCCAGCUGUCUUUGGGCGAGAGGCGGGGUACACCCUGGACUGGUGGCCAGCCAAUCACAGGGCACAUAUAGACAAACAACCAUUCACACUCACAUUCAUACCUAUGGACAAUUUGGAGUUGCUAAUUAACCUAGCAUGUUUUUGGAAUGUGGGAGGAAACCGGAGUACCCGGAGAAAACCCACGCAUGCACGGGGAGAACAUGCAAACUCCACACAGAGAUGGCCGAGGGUGGAAUUGAACCCUGGUCUCCUAGCUGUGAGGUCUGCACGCUAACCACUAGGACACCGUGCCACCCGAGGUUAAUAGUCAAUAUUUGUAUUUCAGAUUUAACAUAUACAUCAUGUCAUUUAUGCCGAUUUUUAACAAUUUACAAGUCUGGUUAAACUCGACCUGGCAAGCUAAUCAUUACCAUGAUUACGCAAAUAUCGAACCCGCAAAUACCGUCACCCCCAUCAGCUUCAAUCUACUACAACAUCUAAAUGUUGAAAAGAACUUAAAAAGGGAAAAGUUUUAAAAGAAUGGUGAAGGGUUAGUGGCGACACCAAAGCUAGCAUGUUCGUAUUGCCUAAGUUCCCGCUGACUAUGACUGGAGUUGCCAAGUGUUUUGACCGUUUUUACAUUCUUUUGGUUGCCUCACGACCGUGUCACUCAAAGACGAGAUCCUCACAUGGGGAAGUGCCUUGACAUUCAGUGUGGACGACAUCUUUCUCAUGGAGCAAGCUCUCGCCAUAAAAGGUGCUUUAGACUGGAGCACAACAGCCAGCUCUCAUGAUGUUUUGCGUUUCUUCUGGGUAUUUGACCACAUGAAGCAGAAGAAGUACAAACAAAUAGCAUGUUGAGGGGGAUCGCUAUGGAUUUAUGGAUGAACGCAGCUGGCCGAUAAAUGGAUCGACCUCAAACACGACCUAAGCCAGCGCUGGAUUUGGCGUGAUGCCUAUAAAUAUAUAGUUUCUUCUUCUGUUUACGAUAUGGAACGUUAUUUUUGCGCUGCAUUUACUGGGGAAAAAAAGACAUUGAAAAAAAAAAAUAAGCAGACAAAUAAUGUGAAUGUUUACAAGUAUAUGGUUUAGUUUUGUUCUGCUACUCUCAAAUAAGAAGAAAAUGAUGACUUGUGGGCAUUUUGAUGGAGAUAAAAUAAAAAGCACAAUAAUUUUAACCACUCUGGACUAUGCUUUGUAAAUAAGUCUUCAGUUGUCUGUAGCUUUAAUGCUAAUGAGUUGCGCUUGAAUGCUAUCAUUUUUACAUAUAAUGUACGCUCAUCCUUCUCACUUCAUGUUUUGAAUUUUGCGGCUUCACUCUAUCAACGGUUAACCAAAAUAUACACUAGUAAUUAAUACAUCAUUGACGUUUCCUGGUUGACUAUGCUUUAUUUGUA
Molecule: messenger RNA, 3979 nt
Organism: Doryrhamphus excisus (bluestripe pipefish)
Lineage: Eukaryota; Metazoa; Chordata; Actinopteri; Syngnathiformes; Syngnathidae
Source: RefSeq, a predicted model, not a curated record